AUGGAAGCGCAAGAGGAACUUAAAAGGAAAAGAACAAGGGACCAGGAUGCGGAAGAAGAAGCGAAAAGAAUCAAAGAAAAUGAAGACGUUGAAGACAUCGUAUAUUUGGACCCAGCCGAUGACCCACUUGAUAUUUCAAACCUAUCAAGACGCACGUCAACAACGUCCCUACAAGAUUUCUUCUCACCACAGAUCAGGGAAGAAGAAAAUGACGUAGAAUUCGACGUCGCAGCAGCAGAGUGGGCAAGAGUACAGAGCUUGCAAGAAGAAUUACAGCGUUAUUACCAAGACAGUAAGCAAGGGAAAAGAGCCACCCAGAAAACGAGGAAAACUGACGAAUUUUACACCGGCGUCACAAAAAGACUGAUAGCCAAAAUAAGAAAGCUGGAACAAGUACUGGAAGUGACUAGAAGUAACCAAGCUAACACCCAGGCCAGUCAAAGAGAAAACGAAAUUCAACUAAUUUUGGCAGAAGAAAACAGGAAAAGAGAGGCGGAUAUGGAAAAAAUACUCAACGCAAUAAUGGAGCAAAAAGAAAUCGAGAACAAAAAUAGGAAAUACCUACAAACACAACAAGUGCAGAUGAGAUUACAAUUAGAAAAAAUGGAAAAAGAGAUGAAGGAGAUUAAAGAAGCAAACAAGAAGAAAGAAGUAACAACGGAAGUAAUAGAGAAGGUAGUCCAUGAAGCAUUAGGUAAAGUAAUGGCCGAGAAAGGAGAAAGCAUCAUAAAACAGAAGCCGAUAGAAGACGCGAUCAAGAAAGGGUUAAGUAGCGUGCAGGAGGCAGUAAUCACCCACUGCAAAAGGUUGGAAGGUCCUUGGGAGACAGUGGAGAAGAAAAGACAGAAAAAAGGACCAAAGACAACGCACGAAAAAAUAGAAGAACAGAUCAAAGCCCCAUCCCCCGACACAAUAAGGAUGGUGGUUAAAAGUAAAAAAGCCACUAGAGGAGAAAAAGUAGUUAAAGAAAUUCAAGACACAGCCGAGCCGAUCAGAGGGAACCUGAAGGUGAAGAAGAUG
Vigna radiata var. radiata (mung bean) is the source of this 1020-nucleotide messenger RNA. RefSeq lists its product as uncharacterized. The transcript has a single exon. The record is from RefSeq and is a predicted model, not a curated record. NCBI's taxonomy places the organism in Eukaryota, Viridiplantae, Streptophyta, Magnoliopsida, Fabales, Fabaceae. The annotation marks the transcript as partial.